Messenger RNA from Echinococcus granulosus, 342 nucleotides. RefSeq lists its product as hypothetical. The transcript has 2 exons. NCBI's taxonomy places the organism in Eukaryota, Metazoa, Platyhelminthes, Cestoda, Cyclophyllidea, Taeniidae. The record is from RefSeq and is a predicted model, not a curated record. Bases 1 to 342 code for a protein of 113 amino acids.
AUGGAUGAGCCAACCAAUUGUUCAGAUCAUUUUGAAUUAUUCAAGAGCGAUAUUGAAACCCGAUCCAGUGAACUAAUGCAACAUUUGGAAAGUUCUAGAAAUACGUUUUGGGAAAAUCUUCACGCUUGUCGGGAAUACGUUAUUGAACGGAUUAACUUUUUAUUUAGUGAGCUUGAGUCGCAAGCUUUGUAUGAGCAAAAGCUAAUUGAUGAUAAGGCACAAGAGCUUGGCAUUGACAUUAUGAACACUUUCGAAAGAAUCGGAGCUUGCGUUUCCACAAUUGAUGCUUGCAAGCAAUCACUGAAAAACCUAUCUUUUGAUGCUCGCGUUGCUAAAGGCUAA